CAUCAGUGAGAGAGAGAGAGAGAGAGAGAGAGAGAGAGAGAGAGAGAGAGAGAGAGAGAGAGACAGAGAGAGAGAGAGAGUUCAACAAUAUUAGAUGAAUGAAACAUAAAGAAAGAAAGACAGACGAAGGAACACGAGAAAAUACAGCACAGCCUCAGACUCAUGAACGCUCGCUCGAUCGCGCGCUGGCUGACGCAGCUCGGGCUCGCGCAGUACACGAGCGCGCUGGAGAAGCACGCCUACGGCCUCGAGGGUCUCCUAUUAGUAACAGAAGAUGAUCUGAGACUGAUGGGAGUUGAAGAUCCAGAUCACAGGGCGACCAUCAUAAAUGAGCUACAGAAGCAGCAGCCGGAGAAAGAGAAGAACCCCGUGGUGAUGAGGGACGCUGUGAGCCGCAAGCACUCGUCUCUGGACCUGCUCAAACCCAGCGCUGACCUCUUCCGUCACAGCAUUGUGCCUCGGCUGCGUCGCCGUGACAACCAGCGAGUCUCCGCCUCCUGCCUCCAGCUCCCCUCCCACACCCCCGAAGACCACACCCCCUCCACCAGACACAAACUCAGCAGGAGGAAGAGUGUGACGGCCUUCAUCAGUCAGGUGUUCUCAGGCCUGAAGGACAUGGACUCUCUGAAGAAGGAGCUGGAGGAGGAGCUCAAACUCAGCACUGAGGAUCUGAGGAGUCACGCCUGGUAUCACGGACAGCGGCAGCGCGAGGGAGCGGAGCAGUUGUUGAGUAGAGACGGGGAGUUUCUGGUGCGUGACUCCAGCUCCAGUGCGGGUGAAUACGUCCUGAGCUGUAUGUGGAGAAAUCAACCCAUGCACUUCAAGAUCAUACGCAUCGUGCUGCGACCCAAACAGGGUUACACUCGGGAGCUCUUUCAGUUUGAGAACGAGCAGUUUGAUAAUAUUCCAGCAUUAAUUCGCUUUCACGUCGGCGGGCGGCGUCCCAUCUCGCAUUCCACCGGAGCCAUCAUCUUUCAGCCAAUCACACGCACUCUGCCUCUACGCAUCAUCAGCGAGCGCCAGGCUGCGAGGUCGUCAAGCUCCUCCCUCCUGUCACGGGCUCAGAGCAAGAGGCGGAGCCUGAGCUCCUCUCAGAAAGAUACACUGCAGGUCAACAGCAACAACCUUAGGAGCGGCAGUCAGCCUGCUAAUCUGGAGACAGUGGGGAGACCGCCACUACAGUCUGCUCAAUCUGACAGCAACCUCCGCACAGGUGUCCCACAGAGCUGUCCGUCACAGGACUCUAGCCCCGCCCCCGUCUCCCCGGUGUUCCGCACAGGAAGUGAGCCUGUCCUAAGCCCAGCCGCUUCCUGUGCCGCUCCGCCCAGUCAGUCGAGUCUCGGCGGCUGUCCUCUGCGUGGCUCUGAUGGACAGCUGCAUUCACGAGCUCCUCCCAAACCGCUGCGGAUCUCCAUCGUCUUCACCCCGACUGCGUCCGCCCCUGAGUCCGAUUCCUCCGGCCUCUAUGGUGAGCUGGUGCCGCAGGUCCCCAUCACCAUGCUGCCCAAAGGUCACGCGGCGCGGCUCCGUGCUCAGGAGCGAUGGACCAGCCGCGCGCGUCUCACCGAGACCAGCUUUGGCUUCCUGGAGGCGCAGAAGCUGGAGGAGGAGCGGCGGGAGAGCGAGGCGGUGGAGGACGAGCAGAGAGACUGGCGCUUCGAGCGGCCGCUGACCGAGACCACGUCCUGCUUCCGGCUCCACGACUUCCGCUCGCUCAUGCUGCCCGACAACAACCGCCCGCUGGAUCAGAGCGUCCUGCUGAAGGUCAAGGAGCUGCUGACGGACAGCGACGCCAGGACCACCGCUCUGCACAUGCUCAGCGUCAACUGCCAGGUGGCCCGGGUCACGGGGGUGACGGCGGAGCAGAAGAGGAUCAUGGGAGUGGAGACGGGUCUGGAGCUCAUCACUCUGCCGCACGGAGGCCAGCUCAGACAGGACCUGCUGGAGAGGCAUCACGCGCUGGCUCUGGGCGUGGCGGUGGAUCUUCUGGGCUGUACGGGGACGGUGGCUCAGAGGGCCACGCUGCUGCACAGGACCAUUCAGCUGGCGCAGGAGCUGCGUAACACCACACACGACCUGUACGCCUUCUCCGCCGUCAUGAAGGCGCUCGAGCUGCCGCAGGUGGCGAGGCUGGAGAUGACAUGGAGAGCGCUGAGGCAUAAUCACACGGACAGCGCCGUGGCGUUCGAGAAGAGCCUCAAACCCUUCAUGAAGGCCCUGAACGAGGGCGACGACGGCGAGGCGUCGGGGCCGCUGUCUCUUCCUCACAUGGUGCCGCUGCUGAGGCUGAUGGAGGGAGAAGACGGCGUGGAGUCCACCGACAGAGGCUGCCAACUGCUCUACAACCUGCUGCAGUCGGCACGCAACGCCGCGCUACACGCUAACGACUGCUCGCGGCACGCUCACGGCCUGCUCUCCGCCGGAUGGGAGCCAAUCCCAGAGCUGCUGGAGGUGUUUCAGACGGAGUUCGCCCUUCGGCUCUUCUGGGGGCAGAUGGGUGCCAAAGCCGAUCGCAAGGAGCGCUACGCCAAAUUCGACAGGAUCCUCACGGUCCUCUCCAACAAACUGGAAGCGGACGGGAGCUCGGAGGUUUGAGCUCUGCUGGCGAGCACGGGAAGUCCAGCCACUUCUGAGCUUUAUAUUCCUGUCAUUUACAUGAUAAAAACAGACCCGACGCCAGAGCACGAGCGCGAGGUGAAGCGUGUCGGAUCUCUUACUAGAAAAUUCCAUAUUUCAGCACGCGUUAGUUUACAGUCAUGAUGAUGUUGUUUUGAAGCUGUGAUUGUUUUCAUAUCUGAGUGAAAUUUGCUAAAUCUAUAUGCUUACUUUCAGAGGCACACUUUCUCUUACCAAAGCAUUUCUGAUUUUAUAUGUAAAGAAUAUAUUUGAAUUUCUUAAUGGAUUAAAAUGGAAAUUAAUAUAUCAAA
Puntigrus tetrazona (Sumatra barb) is the source of this 2927-nucleotide messenger RNA. Its product is annotated as breast cancer anti-estrogen resistance protein 3 homolog. The record is from RefSeq and is a predicted model, not a curated record. The coding region runs from base 163 to 2595 and encodes 810 amino acids. The transcript is spliced from 16 exons. Lineage: Eukaryota; Metazoa; Chordata; Actinopteri; Cypriniformes; Cyprinidae. Gene Ontology annotation, molecular function: phosphotyrosine residue binding; guanyl-nucleotide exchange factor activity. Gene Ontology annotation, biological process: positive regulation of peptidyl-serine phosphorylation; small GTPase-mediated signal transduction.